GGGUCUCAAGUCCAUCCUGGUUGGUCCAGGUCUCUGCCAUGUGGGUUGUAAAUAUUUGGAAUAUUACCCCUGGGCUGGAGCAGCCUUGAGACAUACUUGCCUCCCUGCCAGAGGCCAGACCAUGGCUCCCUGGCCUCCUGCACGCUGAGGAUGACGGCCCAGCCAGAGGACAAGGCCUCAGCAGGCCCCACGGACCAGGAGAGACUAAUCCCAUCACAGGCGAAUGGAGCUGGUGAGACCCCCUUAAGGGUCCUUGGGACCCCAGAGUCACUCCUUCGCCUUCAGAGGACAUGGGGGGUGUGGCAGAUCCCAGAGCUGGAUGCCCACAGUGCGAAAGCCCUUCUGGACCUGUGGCCACCAGGGAGUUUCCUGGUCAUCGGACAUGAUCCCGGACAGGUCCUGGUGUUGAAGACAGGACCUUCAUCAGGGGAAGUCAACACCUACCAGAUCCAGAAGCUUCCUGGAGGUGUGUGUCUGGAAUCCUCUAAGCUCUGCAUGCCAGAUCUGCCCCAUCUCCUGGCCUUCCUAUCAGCCAGCAGGGAUAUUUUGCCUAGAACAUUGCUCUUGCCCCCUCCUACCCUGGGGCCUGAAGACCAAAACACAGAUCCUCUGCAGAUUGACAGCAACCAACUCAACACCUCAAGGAGGGUGGUCUUCCUGGUGAACAAGCUUUACCUGGAGACCCACAGAGGAUGCGGGAUGGAGCAGACCCUGGCAGAGACAACUCCAGAGACUGCGGAGAGACACGGUCCAGCCCCCAGGAACCCAGCCCCUCACCGUGUCUCCUGGGUGGAAGGUCCGCUCAGCCCAGAGGAACACCAUCUUAGGCCAGCUCUGGCCAGCCUGGUGGAGGAGAAGGAGGAAAAGGAGGAGGAGGAUGACCAAGAUGAUGAAGAAGGACCUGAGGACAUGCUCACUCAGCAUGUCCGGGCUCUAGCCAGGGCCCGGAGCAGCUACGUGGCCAAGCAGUUCCGGGGCUUCCGGGCACGCCUCACCUCAGAUGCUGGGGGCCCCCACAGGCCUGGGGACCCCGCCACAGAGCUGCUUCAGGACGUCCGGCACCUCCUUACUGACCUCCAGGAUCAUUUAGCAAAGGAUCCCGAUGUCAGGGCUGUCUUCGAAAGCAGGGGGCCUGGGGCCCCCCAGAAGGAGGAGGAUCUAGGCCCCGCAGUGGAGGCGGCCUUGUACCGCGCGGUGCUGGCACCUCUGAAGCCCGCCCUGUGGAUGCGACUCCGCACGCUCCGCGCCUCACAGCUGCGGCAACUACGGCGGCGACAGGUAGCCCUGCGGGCGGAGGCGGGGCCUCCGGGAGCCCAGGGGGCGGGGCGUGAGAGGCGAAGCCCCGCCCCCGCCCUACGGAGCCGCAUUCAUGCGCGCCUGGCGCACCUCCACGCGGCCUGCGUCCCGCGCCGCAAGGUGUCGCUCCUGCUGGCGGUGUGCAGUGACGUCUACGAGGGUCUGGCUCGUGGGGAGAACCAAGAGCCCCUGGGGGCCGACGCAUUCCUGCCAGCGCUGACAGAGGAACUGAUCUGGAGUCCAGACAUUGGGGAGACGCAGCUGGACGUAGAGUUUCUCAUGGAGCUCCUGGAUCCGGACGAACUACGGGGAGAAGCUGGGUACUACCUGACCACGUGGUUUGGGGCGCUGUACCACAUUGCCCACUACGAGCCUGACACGGCCCGCGCGCCCAAGGGCCUCAGCUCUGAGGUCCGAGCCUCCCUGCGCCAGUGGCACCGCAGGCGGACCCUGCACAGACAGAGCCCUGCCGGGGACCAGGCCAAGCUGCCCUUUGAGGAACCAUGGGCGAUAGAGAUUAUGCAAGAGACCAACGAUGAUUAGAGAUCUCAGACCCUUCUGCCCCACAAGCAAGAUUCAGGAGGCAUCUGGGACAGCACCAACUUCUGACCCCUGUCAUUUAGAGGCAGGGGUUUCCAGGAAAAGGAAACAGGUCUGAGGAAAGACCUCUGAACUUUUACAUUGGCUGUUCCUGUUCCUGGCAUGCCAUUCCCCAUUAUCCACCUUGCUCCUUCCUUCCCUUCUUUCAGAUCCUUUAGGUAGACAUCACCUUCUUAGUGAGGCUCUCUCAGGCACUGCUGUCUAAAACUACAGCUUCUCUGACUGGAUCCUCCCUGAGGUAAACAGAAUAAUGCCCCUCCCAAGAUGUCCACCUGCUAAUACCCAUAAUCUGUGAAUAUUUUACCUCAAGUGGUAAAAGGGACUUCUGUCCAUUGGAUUUCCCAGGCAAGAAUACUGGAGUGGAUUGCCAUUCCCUUCUCCCAGAAAUCUUCCUGACCCAGGGAUCAGACCUGGGUGUCCUGCAUUGCAGGUGAAUUCUUUACCAUAAGCGCCACCAGAGAAGCCCAAGAGGGACUUUACUGAUGUGAUUAAAUUCAGGAUCUUGCGAUGGGGAGAUUAUCCUGGAUUCAGGUGGGCCCAGUGUAAAUCCCUUAUAAGAGGGAGGCAGGGAGAUCAGAGUCAGAGGAGGAGAUAUGAUGACGUGCUGUGGCUAGGAGCCAAAGAAUGUAGGCAUCCUCUAGAAGCUGGAAAAGACAAGGAAUGGAUUUUCCCCUGGAAUCUCAGAGGGCACUCAGCCUUU
This is a messenger RNA of Capra hircus (goat), 2596 nucleotides long. It is a transcript of the gene RINL, whose product is annotated as Ras and Rab interactor like. Gene Ontology annotation, molecular function: guanyl-nucleotide exchange factor activity; small GTPase binding. Lineage: Eukaryota; Metazoa; Chordata; Mammalia; Artiodactyla; Bovidae. Gene Ontology annotation, cellular component: cytosol; endocytic vesicle. The transcript has 11 exons. The record is from RefSeq and is a predicted model, not a curated record. Gene Ontology annotation, biological process: vesicle-mediated transport. Bases 151 to 1839 code for a protein of 562 amino acids.